This is a messenger RNA of Beta vulgaris subsp. vulgaris (sugar beet), 3815 nucleotides long. RefSeq lists its product as hypothetical. Lineage: Eukaryota; Viridiplantae; Streptophyta; Magnoliopsida; Caryophyllales; Amaranthaceae. Gene Ontology annotation, biological process: endosomal transport. Gene Ontology annotation, cellular component: AP-type membrane coat adaptor complex. The transcript is spliced from 3 exons. The record is from RefSeq and is a predicted model, not a curated record. The coding region runs from base 100 to 3501 and encodes 1133 amino acids.
CAACGUUAGACCGUCUCUGUACCCUCUAAAUCAAUCAUCUCUAUUCUCUGCUACAUAGCAGCUAAAUUCUCGACCUUUCAUGGCGGAUUAAACUCUAAAAUGGAGAAACUCCCUUCGAAGAAAACCCACCUUUCAAUUCAAGACUGGGAAUCUCUCAUCGACGACUUUCAACAAGGUGAUACUCAUCGAAUUGAGAAAUGGACUUCUUCAAUUACUCCACUCUCUCUCCUCGAACUUGCUCUCUCCUCUCUCUUGAAGAAAGACUUCCCUCUCUCUCUAAAAAUCCACCUCCUCAUCUUCCUCGACGAAUUCGCCGAUCAAAUCUUCAUCUCCGACGAAAACCACGAGGAAAUUCUCAGUGGAUUGAUUGAAACCCUAAAACUUGUAAUUCAAUCCCCAAUUGAUGGAAUCUCGGUAACUUACUCACUUAAGGAGCAGAUUCUUGUGUCAGCGACUUCAAUUACGAUGACAAUUCACUCAAUUAGGGGUGGGAUUAGGGUUAGGGUUUGUAAGUCUCAAUUGGGGGGGUUAGUUGCGAUUCUAUUGACUAUUGUUAAUCGACCGAACCAUGGGGUUGAUCGGCAGACGCGGGCAGUGGCUUGCGAGUGUUUGAGAGAGUUGGAGAGAGAAUUUCCAUGUUUGUUAGCUGAAAUUGUGGGGCAUUUAUGGGGGCUUUGUAAGAAUGAACGAACUCAUGCUUCUCAGAGCUAUGUUUUGUUGCUGUUAGAGGUAAUUCAUCACAUUGUUGUUUGUAAAUUGAAUGUUGCGUCUGUUUUUAGUACUGCUGUUCCUUUAGUGCCUUUUAAUGUUCCGAUGUGGAUGACGAUGGCUAAUGAUGAUGGGGAGGAUAAUGGGGAGGAGGGUUUGCAUUAUGGAGCUGAAUUAUCGGGUUUAGUUUCGAAGGAGUUGAAGCGGGUGAUGGCAUUUUUGUUGGAGUGGCCGCAGGUUUUGACUUCGUGUGGGAUGGUGGAGUUCAUGUCUAUGAUGAUGCCAUUGGCAGUUGGGUUGGAGCUUCAGAGCUCUUUGUUGAAGGUUCAGUUUUUUGGGUUGCUUUAUAAUUAUGAUCCUUUGCUUUGGCAUGUUGUUUUGAUACUUUGUAGGAGGUUUUUGGAUACAUUUGAUGGGCAGGAAGCUGAGAUUUGUAGGCGCCUUGUGUUGGUCUCUAAGGAAGGACAACAACCUCUGGUGUUUAGGUUGCUCGUUCUUCAUUGGUUGUUGGGUUUUGUUAAGUUGGUGUCUGAAAAGGAUGUUGGGAAACAGAGGUUAGUUAUUGGGUUGAGAUCAAAAUUCUACCCGAAUGUAUAUGAUGCGCUCGCCUUGAAGUCUUUAAAGCUAGAUUUGCUUGCAUUUUGCUCUGUCAUCAUUGAUUCAGCGCUGAGCCACGAUGAGUUUUCAGGGAAGUCUGUUGUGAAGUAUUUUGAAGAUGGUCUUGUAUGUGUAGCAGGGUUCAAAUGGCUGCCUCCUUGGAGCACAGAGACAGCAGUUGCUUUCAGGACCUUCCACAAAUUUGUCAUAGGUUCGUCAUGUCAUUCUAAUGCUGAUCCUUCUGCCAGCAAAGCUAUCAUGGAGUCUGCAAUCUUCCGUGCUAUACAGACAAAGUUGGUGAACUUGCUAUUGGAUUUCCAGAAGUUGGUACCUGUGGUAGUUGCUUUAAUUGACCGAUUAUUGAGCUGUCAAAGGCACUGCUGCUUGGGGGAGAAGCUGCUCCAGACCAUUGAUGAACUUCUACUUUCUAAAGUUGUCAUAAAUUAUAGAUUGUCUUCUUACUUCCUCAUAUUUGAUAGAAUUGGAAAAAAUGAUUCUGUACCUCCUAAAAAAUUGCUCGAGUUGCUUACCAAGUUCACGAUAUUCCUAGUUGAAAAGCACGGUCCAGAAACUGGAUUAAAAUCAUGGUCCCAAGGAAGCAAAAUCCUUGGUGUUUGCCGAACAAUGCUUUUGCACCACCACAGCUCUCGCUUGUUCAUGCCACUCUCUCGUCUUCUUGCAUUUACCUCUCUUUAUUUUCCUGAUCUUGAGGUUCGUGAUAAUGCAAGGAUAUACCUACGCCUGUUGAUAUGCAUACCUGGGAAAAAACUCAGGCAUAUGCUGAACCAUGGGGAUCAUUUGGUUGGAAUUUCACCAGCACCACAUGCUAGUUCCCUCUUUAAUGUCCAAUCUCCUCGGUUAUCUGAAGAUCUUAAGAAAUCCAGAAGUAUUUCAUCUUAUAUCCAUCUUGAGCGGUUAAUUCCACUGCUCGUGAAGCAAUCUUGGUCAUUGUCUUUACCUGCUUUAGAUUAUGAGAAUGGCUAUGUUGAAGGAAUAAAGGAUAGUGAACCAGAGAUGAAUGGCAAAGCUCCCAGUGGCAACAGCACUUCCGAGUCUGUCCCCGACAUUAAAAGAAUAGAUCAUCCUCAAGAGCCUCUGCGAGUCAUGGAUUCCAAAAUUUCAGGGAUUGUGGACAUAUUAAGGAAGCAUUUUGCUUGUAUUCCUGAUUUCAGGUACAUGUCAGGGAUCAAGAUUAGAAUACCCUGUACUUUGAGGUUUAGAUCUGAACCUUUCAACCGCAUAUGGGGAUCAGACUCUUCUGGGGAUAGUGCUAAUGAAAUGGAUUCUCUUCCUGCAAUGUAUGGAAUAGUUGUGAAGUUCUCAUCCUCAGCUCCGUAUGGUUCUAUUCAAUCAUAUCAUAUCCCAUUUCUUCUCGGUGAAUCAAUCUCCGAGAGCCUCCCAAAGAAAGAAUCAUUGGACAUUGUUCUUGUUGGAACUUCUCCCAGUGAGAAGUCAGUCUCUAGGUCACCCGUUACCAUUGAAUUAGAACCGCGGGAACCUGUGCCAGGUCUUGUGGAUGUUUCACUUGAUGCGAAUGCAGAAAAUGGUCAGGUUAUCCAGGGGAAGCUUCAGGGGAUCUCAGUUGGUAUUGAAGACAUGUUCCUCAAAGCUGCUUCCCCAGCCGAAAUCCUGGAAGAUGCACUACCUGGAUAUUACUCACACCUUUUUGAUGCUUUGUGGGAGAUAUGUGGCACUUCGUCCAGUGCAGGUCGGGAGACAUUUUCUCUUAAAGGCGGGAAGGGGUCUGCAGCAAUCCAUGGAACACAAUCAGUUAAGCUUCUCGAAGUUCCUUCAACCUUUGCAAUUCGUGGUGUUGAACGAUAUUUAGCCCCCUUUGUUGUGGGUGUGAUUGGUGGACCUCUUGUUGAGGUUGUGAAGGAUAGUGGUUUUAUCAAUGAUGUUGCAUGGAUAGAUUCGUUACCGGAUUCUGCUUAUGAGAAUAGCUCAAUUGCUAAUCCUUAUGGAGGUCCACUAUAUUUGACAUACUCUGAAUAUGAAGAUGAUAGUGAGAUCACCAUUGGUAAGAGUAAGACAAACAUGGGUUGCUUUCUUGUGUUGAUAUUCCUACCACCCAGGUAUCAUCUCCUCUUUCGGAUGGAAGUUUCUGAUAUUUCCACAUUGGUCCGAAUCAGAACAGAUCACUGGCCUUGUUUAGCCUACAUUGAUGAUUAUUUGGAGGCUCUUUUUUCUUCGUAGACGGGGUAGUUUUCCUCUGUUGCUAAUUGCUAUAUUCAGCUGAGAAUGGAAUCCUUUCUGCACAGAUUUUGCGUUCAAAAUCUUUUCCCAGAUCUUUUUUCACUUGGGAAAAUAUUCUUUUUGCAUCAGAAAUAAAAGCUGUACAUAUUUGAGUCUCACUCUUGUAGCUGCAUUUUUGUACCAAUAAAUUUUGUACAUUCAUUUCUGGGAGGUGAAAUCUCAAUAUUUUGGGAUAUCUUUCCCUGAGUACAUGUAACUCUUUCAACUUUUGGUAUGUAUCUGGCUGUUGAUUAUCCGAUGCAGCAUAUUUUGAA